GCUGACAGCUGUCAAGAUCAUAUGUUACAAAAAAAAAACAAAAAAACAGCGAAAAAUCUACAAAGAGUGAUUCAUAGACGGAAAAUUUAAGCAAAAAACUUGUGUUCCAGUUUCAAAACGGAAAAACAAUGUUUCGGCAAACAGGUUUCGAAAAAUUACUGGAUAAAGCUACUAGUCAUAUCCUAAUGGAACCCGAUUGGCCAUCGAUCAUUCAAAUAUGUGAUUUGAUCCGACAAAAUGACGUCCAGCCUAAAUAUGCAUUAAAUGCUCUUAAGAAAAAACUACAAUCGCCAAACCCUCACACUUCACUCUAUGCUUUAUUGGUGUUGGAAAGUUUGGUAAAAAAUUGUGGAUCUGUUAUACAUGAGGAAUUAACAACUAAAGCAUUCUGUGACUUUCUUCAUGAGUUUGUGAAAACAUCACCUCUUGAUAAUGUGUGUCAAAAACUGUUAGAACUGAUACAAACUUGGAAUUUUGCUUUUAGAAAAAAUCCUAAACACGGAGCUCUAAAGGAUUUAAUGGCUGUUAUGAAAGCAGAAGGUUACAAAUUUCCAGUACUUAGAGAGUCAGAUGCCAUGUUUGCUGCUGACACUGCACCCGAGUGGGCUGAUGGAGAUGUAUGUCAUAGGUGCAGAGUGACAUUCUCAAUGAUAAACAGGAAACACCACUGCAGAGCUUGUGGGCAGGUUUUCUGUGGACAGUGUACUACACGAACAGCAGCUUUACCUAAAUAUGGAAUAGAAAAAGAAGUUAGAGUGUGUGAUUCAUGUUAUGAACAGUCUAACAAACCAUUCCAAGCACCAAAAUCACAGAAGCAAGAAGAGUUACCUCCGGAGUACCUUAAAAGUUCUCUGGCGCAACAGAAACAGGAGCCUCCCAGAAAAACUGAUACUGAAUUACGUGAGGAAGAAGAGCUGCAGUUGGCUAUAGCAUUAAGCCAAUCAGAAGCAGAUGCGAGAGAGAAUGAGAAACUGAAAAUUACCAAUACCUUGCACAAUGCGUACAACAAAGCUCCAGAGGCAGCAAGUCGAAGUCCCUCUCCUGUUGAGGAAGCAGCCAAUCCAGAAUUGGCGAAAUACUUGAAUCGCUCAUACUGGGAAUCCAUCCAAUCGAACGAUUCUAGUCGGGAACACCAAGCUAGCCCAUCAGCGCCCUCACCUGUUCCGUCAUUGCAAAGCAACGAGUCCAAACCUAAGCACAGGGAAAAUGGUGUUAGUGACACCAAUCUAGAGGAGUUCAUGAAGACAUUGAAAAGUCAAGUGGAAAUAUUUAUUAACAGGAUGAAGAGUAAUUCUAGCAGAGGCCGAUCAAUUGCCAAUGAUACUAGCGUGCAAACUUUAUUUAUGAACAUAACUGCAAUGCAUUCGAGGCUCUUAAAAUAUAUUCAGGAGCAUGAUGACACUAGAUUGCAUUACGAAAGAUUGCAGGAUAAAUUAACUCAGGUUAAAGACGCCAGGGCCGCCCUCGACGCACUCAGAGAAGAGCACAGGGAGAAACUGCGACGGGAAGCUGAAGAGGCGGAACGACAGAGGCAGCUACAAAUGGCACACAAACUCGAAAUUAUGCGCAAGAAAAAGCAAGAGUAUCUACAGUAUCAGCGGCAGCUUGCGUUGCAGCGCAUUCAGGAGCAGGAACGCGAAAUGCAGAUGCGUCAGGAGCAACAGAAACAACAAUAUAUGAUGGCGGGGGCCCAGUUUGGUGGUUAUGUCGGUUCGCCCGUUCACACGCAGCAGUUUCCGCCUAAUGUCGGCCCCCCUGGUGUAGGGUAUUAUGGGCAGUUUGGUCAGGUCUUGGGUCAGCAGCCGCCCGUUAAUGCCCAAAUGAUGCACAGUCUACCUCGCCCUUCGCAAGGACCACUACCUGCCCAACAAAUGCCACCCCAAAAUCAACCACCCUUAGGUACUUCUCAGCAGCCACCAUUUAAUUCGCAAAUGCCUCCUACUUCGGCAGUCCCGUUCCAUCCUCAGCAUCCAAUGAUGGUACAAGGUGGGAUGCCUCCAGGACAAAACCAAGGUGGACAAGCUCCACCACAAGCUGUAGGAGCAAUGCCGCCCCAUCCUCAGAUGCAAUACCAGAUGGGAGUGCCCCCGCAAAGCCCACAGCAAUCUCAGCCGCAAAAUAAGGAAGACGCUCACACAGCGGAGUUAAUAAGUUUUGAUUAAAUCUUGAUAUUGGGCUUAACUUGUCUUAUUAAUAAUAUUCAUGUGUUUAUUAUUCUUAUUAUUAUCACUGUACUCAAAGUAAAUUACACAUGGCUUGGAAAUAAAAUAGUUUGCAAAUAUUUUCUUUGUAGUUUAGCG
Molecule: messenger RNA, 2300 nt
Organism: Cylas formicarius (sweet potato weevil)
Lineage: Eukaryota; Metazoa; Arthropoda; Insecta; Coleoptera; Brentidae
Gene: Hrs
Product: hepatocyte growth factor-regulated tyrosine kinase substrate
Exons: 10
Coding region: 129-2162 (677 amino acids)
Molecular function (GO): metal ion binding; ubiquitin binding; phosphatidylinositol binding
Source: RefSeq, a predicted model, not a curated record